AUGCCUGAUAUUGCCUACACUGUUAGUGUAACUAACAGGACUAAGGAUUUGUUCUUGACAUAUGGAGGAGAUGAACUUCAACUAGAAGGAUUUACAAACUCUGAUUUCCAAUCAGACAUUGAUGACAAAAAGUCUAUCUCAAGGUUUGUGUUUUUGUGUAAAGAAAGCACUGCCUGUUGGAAGAGCUCCAAACAGACAACUACAGCAGACUCAACCACUAAAGCUGAGUAUGUUGCUGCAUGUGAUGCUGCAAAAGAGGUUGUUUGGAUCAAGAAGUUUAUUUCAGAAUAG
Molecule: messenger RNA, 291 nt
Organism: Hevea brasiliensis (rubber tree)
Lineage: Eukaryota; Viridiplantae; Streptophyta; Magnoliopsida; Malpighiales; Euphorbiaceae
Product: secreted RxLR effector protein 161-like
Exons: 2
Coding region: 1-291 (96 amino acids)
Source: RefSeq, a predicted model, not a curated record